AUGAUUCCGGCCAAGAUGUAUGCCGCACGAGCCGCUUCCUUGCGGUCACAGACACCGUCUCUCAGAGCAUCAUCUCAGCGGUUGUCUCGCGCCGGAUCAUGUUUGACUGUCUCAGCUCAACCAUUUACGCACUCCGCUAAGAGCCACCGAGUUAUUCUUCAAUCUACUUCCCACCCCGUUUCUCAACUUGUCUCACCGUUCGCCGCUCUCCCGUUGAAGCGCUCUUUCUACGCCGCAUCUUCCCUUUGUCAACAGCAGCAGCAGAAACAGCAAAACCAGCAUGAAGGAAAGCAGGACGAGGACGAGGAGUCUAAGAAGGAGAAAAAAGAGAAGGAGGAAGAGAAAGCUCCCCCACCACCCCACGGAGACAAGUCUCCUUGGCAGGUAUUCCGGGAGACUCUGCAGACCGAGUUCAAGGCCUCCAAGGAAUGGGAGGAAUCAACCAAAGCGCUGGCAUCCUCAGCUCACCAGUUCACUGAGAAUGAGAGUGUCAGACGUGCGCGCGCUGCUUACGAGGCUGCGUCAAACGCCACGACUUCCAAAACCUCCACGGCCUUCAAGGCCACCGGUGAAGUCAUCGGAAAGGGAGCUGCUUGGACAUGGAACACCAGCGUUGUGAAGGGCGUCCGAAAGGGUGUAAAUGCAACCGGAGAGAGCCUUGAGAAGGCCACGAGACCCGUUCGGGAAACCGAAGCAUACAAGAGUGUGAAGGAUGCCAUUGAUGAUGGCAGCAGCUCACGCUACGGUGGUUGGGUCGAGAAGGAGGAACGUCGCAAGCAGCGGCAGCGUCGAGAGGAGCAGGAGCUUAAGGCCGGAAAGUCCCUUCGCGUUGAGGAGCGAGUUGAAGAUCCUAACGCCGGUACCAACAUCACUCUCCACAAAGAUUCCGCUUGGAAAGACUCCUGGAAAGACUUCAAGGACUCCAACCCCGUGAUGCAGAAGCUCUUCGCCAUCAAGGAGAACUACAACGAGUCCGAGAACCCCCUGAUCAGCACAGCACGCAGCAUCUCCGAUCGCGUCGCUGGCUUCUUCGCCGAGAACGAGACCGCCAUGGUCAUCAAGAAGUUCCGGGAGAUCGACCCCAAUUUCCAAAUGGAACCUUUCCUGCGCGAAAUGCGUGAUUACAUGUUGCCAGAAGUCUUAGACGCUUAUGUCAAGGGAGAUAUUGAGACACUCAAGCUCUGGCUUUCCGACGCUCAGUUCCACGUCUACGCUGCUCUCGCUAAGCAAUACACCACAGCCGGACUUAAGUCGGAUGGUCGCAUUUUGGAUAUUCGUGGUGUAGAUAUUUCUCACGCCCGUAUCUUGGACCCCGGUGACAUCCCGGUGUUUGUUGUCACUUGUCGGACACAGGAGAUUCACGUCUACCGUAAGAUCAAGACCGGUGAGCUAGCCGCUGGUACGGAUGACAAAGUGCAGCUGGUCACCUACGCUAUCGGAUUGACUCGUAUUCCCGAUGAAGUCAACAACCCAGAAACUCGCGGCUGGAGAUUGAUUGAGCUGCAGAAGGCCGCCCGUGACUACAUCUAA
This is a messenger RNA of Penicillium digitatum Pd1, 1530 nucleotides long. RefSeq names its product protein translocase subunit TIM44 (gene tim44). Gene Ontology annotation, biological process: protein import into mitochondrial matrix. The record is from RefSeq and is a predicted model, not a curated record. Gene Ontology annotation, cellular component: mitochondrial inner membrane. Lineage: Eukaryota; Fungi; Ascomycota; Eurotiomycetes; Eurotiales; Aspergillaceae. Gene Ontology annotation, molecular function: protein-folding chaperone binding.